Molecule: messenger RNA, 2262 nt
Organism: Punctularia strigosozonata HHB-11173 SS5
Lineage: Eukaryota; Fungi; Basidiomycota; Agaricomycetes; Corticiales; Punctulariaceae
Product: COG4-domain-containing protein
Exons: 12
Coding region: 1-2262 (753 amino acids)
Source: RefSeq, a predicted model, not a curated record
AUGUUGGACGCGACGGAUGCAACAGCGGCGGCGUCGCUAAAAACUCUGCCGGAAAUUCUAUCUGCUCUGUCCAACAUUGAUUCUGAGGAAACCGAACUGUCGACGUCCCUUGCCGGGCUAGUGGCCGCCCAAGAGCCGAUUAUUGCUGCCGUGUCGCGUCUGCAAGCCCUUACCCCUCAUUUGGACGCGCUCAAUGGCGAGGCAUCGCUGCUCGACGACAGAGUAUCCAAGACUGCUGGCACUGCAAUGCGCGUCGGCGGACGGGUAAGGCAGCUUGACAAACAGAUGCAUCGCGUUCAGGAAGCUGCCGAACGGGUUGGCCAAGUAAUGGAUCUCAAGUCGUCACUAGCAGAAUUGCGUUCCUCCAUGGAGAGGAAGGAUUGGGAGGCGGCGAGCCGGCAUUGUGCUCGGGCAAUGCAUCUCCCACCGGACGUCAUUUCCGGCCCGUUUGCAGAGAAGGCUGUCCCCUCUUCAGAAGACCCUCGUCCACCAGCGCAGGCGCUCCAAGCCGCGCGCGAGGAGCUUUUAGAGGUCUUUCGCCGCGAGUUCCAAGCGGCGUCUGCAUUACGGGAUGCCGUGGCGACCAGUCGGUUCUUCAAGCUGUUCCCGACGAUAGGGUGGGAGACUGAAGGACUGGACGCCUAUGCUGCUUUCGUGGUUGACCUUGUCCGCGUGCGCCCGCCACCGUCUGCGAAGCCGUCUUCGCCGUUGUACUACACAACAGUGCUGACUGCUCUCUUCGAGAGCAUCGCGAUCAUAAUCGACCAGCAUCAGCCUGUCGUAGAAAAGUAUUACGGUGCUGGCAAGAUGACUCUCGUCAUCCGCCGACUUCUUGAAGAAUGCGACCGAAUAUCUAUCGGCUUACUAGACAACUGGAAGGAGCAACGAUCAAUCGAACGAAAGCUCGCGGAGACUUCUACGUCUCCCUUUGCUCUGACUUCUCACGGAUUGAGAAAGCCUCCGCACCAGGUUGGAGCUGCCAUGACUGAAGACGAUACUUUGGACGGGCGGGAGAUCGAUCAAGUCAUCACGGAGGUUGCAACUAUGGCUGGACGGUGGAGCCUCUUCCGCAAGUUCUUGAUCAACCGAUUACAGGAAGAACUGGAAGAAGACAGCGAUAGCACCUCUCAAGACGGCGAACGUGCGAAGCCUUCAAAGUCAUCACAGCAGGAGACUUCUAGUUCCGUCGCGUUACAAGCUAGCAUCACGGCCCUGGACUCGUCCGCUACCCGUCAAAGCUUCGAUAAACUGCUGGAAACUUGCUACAUCCCCCUGGAGCUAUGGUAUAUCCGCACCGUCAUUGACAAGGCUCACCACCUUGCAAAAGCGGAUAUCACGAGCAUGCCGGCGACAACCACUGCACCAGACGAUGUCUUUUUUGUUCUGAAGAUUGUCAUGCAGCGAACUCUGUCCACUGGUUCGCCGCGCAAUGUAUUGCGUACAUGUGAACUUCUGAGAGAAGUCAUGGACUAUGAUUAUGCUUCUGUUAUUAAACGCAAGUUGGACGACGUUUAUCGUACAGCCGUGCCAUCUUCGGGAUCACGCGGGGAGAAGACCGAACGGGACCUCAAAGCAUCUUUUAUUACCCUGCUGAACGACCUUGAUGUUUCAUCAUCUCAUAUGGACCGGCUUGUCAGAGACAUACUGGGCUCCACCGCCAUCGAACAAGGUUUCAUUGACCAAGAAGCAGAUGAUGUCCGCUCGACUAUCUCUCAGUUUUCAUCGCUGGUACCAAAAUUCCGAGCAACGCUCAGAGCCGGUGUUGAGCAAUUAUUCAAUCAACUUGUCCGUCCCAAGCUACGAACAUUCCUAGCGGAUGUCUAUAAAGACGUCACCUAUGUGUUGGACGAGGAAUCGUACGCCGCAGCCGAGUAUCAGGAGGUAGUGAAGAAGCGUUUCAUCAAGAAUCUUGACCUGAUCAUAACCACAUACAAGGAAAUGUUCACAGAGAAUAACUUCGGGGUGUUUUUCGUCCUGUUACUGGAUAUUCUUAUACGGCCAUGGGAGAAGCAGAUUACGAUGUUCCGGUACAACGAGCUGGGCGCAAUCCGCUUGGAUCGAGAUCUUCGUGCAGUGCUGAGCUGGAUGUCCGGCCAGACGGUUUCUGCAGAUGUUCGGGAGAAAUUCACUCGGCUUCAACAGAUUUCGAUCUUACUCAAUCUGGAUAAUGACGAGGACGUUGAAGAUUUUUACAACGGCUCCGGUAUACAGUGGAAACUGAGCGCUGAAGAAGCACAGGCCAUCUCUGCCCUCAAAACAUGA